Molecule: messenger RNA, 1686 nt
Organism: Panicum hallii
Lineage: Eukaryota; Viridiplantae; Streptophyta; Magnoliopsida; Poales; Poaceae
Product: phosphatidate cytidylyltransferase 4, chloroplastic
Exons: 6
Coding region: 61-1170 (369 amino acids)
Cellular component (GO): membrane
Molecular function (GO): transferase activity, transferring phosphorus-containing groups
Source: RefSeq, a predicted model, not a curated record
GAACUCUCCGCCUCCACCAUCCCACCCUGCCUCCCCACCCCACCCCGUUCCCCACCUCCCAUGGCGGCCCCGGCGCCGGCGCCGGCGGCCACACACUUCCAGCCCCCGUUCCUCCUGCUUCCUUCCCCGCCGCGUCCCCACCCUCCUCUCCGGCUCCGCUUCCUCCUGCCGUCCCCGCCGCCCCUCCGCCUGCGCCGCCGCUUCCCGCUCCUCGCCGCCGCCGCUGUCUCCGCCGGCGGCGGGGGCGGGGAGGAAGCCGCCAGGAAGGCCGACAAGGCCCGGCAACUACAGAAGCGGGUCCUUGUGGGAGUUGCCAUCGGGGUGGGCGCAGGCGGCAUCGUGGUCGCCGGCGGCUGGGUCUUCGCCGCCGCCGUGUCAGCUGCCGUCCUUGCCGGCUCCCGAGAGUACUUCGAGCUCGUCCGCAGCACUGCCGGUGGUGGCGGGACCCCGCCGCCGCGCUACGUGUCCCGCGUGUGCUCCGCCAUCUGCGCUCUCUUGCCCAUCCUGACGCUGUACUAUGGGCGCAUGGAUGUUACUGUGACGUUUUCUGCAUUCAUUAUUGCAAUAUCUUUGCUAUUACAAAGAGGAAAUCCUCGGUUUGCUCAGCUGACUAGUUCAGUUUUCGGAUUAUUUUACUGCGGCUAUCUUCCUUCUUUCUGGGUUAAGCUUCGCUCUGGACUAGCUGCCCCUGCCUUGAAUUCAAGAAUAGCAUACAAUUGGCCAAUUCUUCUUGGUGGGCAAGCUCACUGGACAGUUGGACUUGUAGCAACCUUGAUAGCUAUUAGUAGCAUCAUUGCUGCAGACACAUCAGCUUUCCUUUGUGGAAGGGCAUUUGGUCGUACGCCUUUGACUAACAUAAGCCCUAAGAAGACCUUGGAGGGUGCUUUAGCUGGUCUAGCUGGCUGUGUACUGACCACUGUGCUGCUGUCAACUGUCUUACGCUGGCCAAGAUCACUGUUGAGUGCUACAGCUUAUGGAAUCCUGAUCUUUCUGGGUUCAUUAUUUGGGGAUCUUGUUGAGUCUCUGAUUAAGCGUGAUGCUGGUGUGAAGGACUCUGGAUCACUCAUUCCUGGUCAUGGUGGAAUACUUGACCGAGUUGACAGCUACGUUUUCACAGGGGCACUUUGUUACUCUUUUGUCAGAGUAGCUCUACCCUUGUAUGGGGUCUGAUUACAGCAGUUUCCCGUUCAUUGUCAACAUCUCUUUCUUCUACAUCUACCCUUGUAUGCGGUCUGAUUACAGCAGCUGGCCGUUCGUUGUCAACAUGUUUUUCUUCUACCAUCAGCCGUGUGGUCUUGAAUUUUUAACAUAAUGAUGAGCAUCGCCAAGAUUCCCCAGAUCAAUCUUCAUCACUGGACAACGUGGUCCUGCCCAAGCGAAUUCAGUGGCGUCUGACAGUUAAAGAUUCAACCAGAGAAGGCUGCUAACUCAGUGAGUUUCUUACAUUGGGUUUGAGCUGUUCUUUCCCAGCUCAACCUGUUUGUUGCGAACUUAUCAGUUUGGUUGUACAUAGUUUGUUUUUAUAGAGUAAAAGGGAAAGGCUAAUUUUUUGUCAAAAAGAAGUGUAUAAUUUUUCAUGACAAAAGUUGUUGAAGUGUAUUAAGGUGGCUUUUAUCAGUGGCUCUAACGGACCAAACCAUAUCAGUCGAUGUCUGUUGUUUUCAUGGUUAUCUGCUACGUUUAAAA